AGCGAGAGGGAGAGUAAGAGAGAGAAGAAGAAGAAGAAGAAGGUGAAGAAGAUCAAAAGCAGAAAACAAAAAAGUAAACAGAGAUGUUUAGUAUGCUAUUGACCUCUCAAAUCAGCAAGUAAUUUGACUGCACUUAUUAUAGGAAGCAAGCAAAGGAAAGAAUGCAGUUAUUUUGAGAAAAGAGGGACAGAGAUUCAUCAAUCUCUCUGACUCUGUCUUAUCAAUUUCAACCCAUGCUUAGUAGUUGCUUAUAGGUAGCUUUCAAGAUCAUCAACUGGGUCUCCAUUAUUUUCUCAUUUUGGGUUAUUGGAGAAGCAAAGAGAGAGAGAGAGAGACAGACCCAUGAAUCUUCUUCUUCUCGAGCUUGGUAUAAUACCAUUUUCAAACCAAGCUUGUUCAUUUCAUUGAAGACUCUCAAUUGGGUUGUUGUGUAUUGCUUCAAACUUGGAGCUUCUUUCAAUGGACAGUCCACCUCCAGAGGAGCUUCUCAAGAAGAUCCAAGUACUUGAAGCAGGUCACGCCCACCUCAAGCAAGAGAUGUCCAAGCUCAGGCACUCUGAAGAUGUCAAAUCAGAGCACCAAAGGGCUCACUCCGUUUCGCCACAGCGCUCAAGGUUAUCGUCUGUGCCUAAAAGGAGAGUCGGUGCCGGCGCUGGCGGUGGUGGUGGUGGUAGUGGAGGUUUCGAUGCGGCGGCUUGGAAGAAAGGGUCUACUUCGUUUCGGCAUUCGUCGCCGCUUCAGAGGGAGAGCCGCAGCCAUGAUCCUCCGACUGGAGGCACCUUCCGUGGCGUCGGUGGCAGUGCUAGCAGCGGCGGCGGUGGAAGUGGCAGCGGGCCGUCAGCUGUGAACUUUACUGAUAGGCAGUAUCUGAACAUAUUGCAGUCAAUUGGGCAGUCUGUGCAUAUAUUUGAUCUUAAUGGCCAUAUAAUUUACUGGAACAAAAGUGCUGAAAACCUAUAUGGUUUUUCUGCGGCAGAGGCCCUUGGAAAGAGUCCCAUUGAGCUAUUAGUAGAACCCCAGGACGUUGCUGUAGCAAAUAAUAUUAUCCACCGUGUCACCAAGGGGGAGAGCUGGACUGGGCAGUUCCCUGUCAAGAACAAGUUUGGGGAGAGGUUUACUGCCAUUGUAACGAAUACUCCAUUCUAUGAUGAUGAUGGCACUUUUAUUGGGAUUAUAAGUGUGUCAAGUGAUAUACGGCCCUUUCAAGAAACGAGGAUUCCAUUGUCAGGUGCGAAGCACCCAGAAUCAGAUUCAAGCUACAGCCGUUCUAGAGCUAGUGUUACAGCUAAACUUGGCCUUGAUCCUCAGCAGCCUCUACAAAAUGCAAUUGCAUCAAAAUUAACAAAUUUGGCAUCCAAAGUGAGCAACAAAGUGAAGUCGAGAAUUCGGGCAGGAGAAAACAACAUGGAUCGCGAAGGUGGGAGUGAAGAUAGUCAUUAUUCGGAUCAUGGUUCAGAUUCUCUUUUCUCUGACCAGCGGGAGGAUGCAAAUUCAAGUGGGGCUAGCACACCUAGAGGAGAUAUGCCCCCAUCUCCUUUUGGUGUGUUCUCCCAGAUUGAUGAGAAGUCUCCAGGAAAACCCUCCAGAGAUUCUGGCGAUGAGAGUGAAGGAAAACCUUCAAUCCAAAAGAUAAUAUCAACAAAAGCAGAAGCAUGGAUGGGUAAGAAAGGAUUAUCAUGGCCAUGGAAAGGGAAUGAGCGAGAAGGGUCAGAUGCUAAGACUACUCGUUUUGUUUGGCCUUGGUUGCAUAAUGAGCAAGAAAAUGAUUUGGUUCAUCAGAAGAGUUAUUUUGAUUCAAAACCAGAGAGUCAGGUGAAUGAAAAUAAUCGGACUGCAAAUAAUGAGGCUUCUGGAUCUUGGACCUCCUCAUUUAAUGUGAACAGCACAAGCAGUGCCAGCAGCUGUGGAAGUACCAGCAGUAGUGCUGUGAAUAAGGUGGAUGUGGACAGUGACUGCCUGGAUUACGAAAUCCUGUGGGAAGACUUGAUAAUCGGAGAACAGGUUGGGCAAGGUUCAUGUGGAACUGUAUACCAUGGUCUGUGGUAUGGAUCGGAUGUUGCUGUGAAGGUAUUCUCCAAGCAAGAAUAUGCAGAAGAUGUGAUACUUUCCUUCAGACAAGAGGUGUCUCUUAUGAAAAGGCUUCGACAUCCAAACGUUCUGCUUUUUAUGGGAGCUGUGACUUCACCUCAACGUCUCUGCAUUGUAACAGAGUUCCUCCCACGUGGAAGUUUGUUUCGCUUACUACAGAGGAACACAUCAAAACUAGACUGGAGACGACGUGUUCAUAUGGCAAUAGAUAUAGCACGAGGCAUGAAUUAUCUUCAUCAUUUCAAUCCACCUAUCAUUCAUAGGGAUCUUAAGUCUUCAAAUCUCCUAGUUGAUAGGAACUGGACUGUCAAGGUUGGUGAUUUUGGUCUUUCGCGUCUCAAGCAUGAUACAUUUCUCACAACCAAGACUGGGAAGGGGACGCCUCAAUGGAUGGCACCAGAAGUUCUACGUAAUGAACCCUCAGAUGAGAAGUCUGAUAUAUACAGCUAUGGGGUGAUAUUGUGGGAGCUUGUUACUGAGAAGAUCCCUUGGGACAAUCUAAACUCAAUGCAGGUGAUUGGAGCUGUAGGGUUUAUGAACCAAAGGCUAGAGAUCCCAAAAGAUGUGGACCCUCAGUGGGCUUCUAUGAUUGAGAGCUGCUGGCAGAGUGAUGCAGCUUCUCGGCCAACAUUUCAAGAACUGCUGGAAAGGCUUAGAGACAUGCAGAGACAAUAUGCUCUUCAGUUUCAAGCAGCACGUUCUGCCGCGGGUGAUAGCUCCCAAAAGGAAUUGUAGCUCAGCUUUGUGUGGCAUAGCAUUGGGUUUCUUCAUCUACCACAUUGUUGGAUGAAGAAGCAAGGCACUCUCAGAUAGAUGCUUUUUCACUUGUUGCUGGAAAAAUGGUAAUUAGCCAGAGAUGGCCACAAAUGGCAAGUGGUAUUUGCAACCACAAAGUUGAAAGGCAGAUAGAUAGUAGCUGAGAGGGAGCUGCCUAAUUUUAGAUGGUGAUGGGUUUGGUUGUGUGAUGAUGGUUGUUUAUUCACUCCACUGACAUGACAUCCUACAAAAGUAAAAUUAUGGGCUUCAAAGUACGCUGUGUCAUGCAACAGGGCGCCACAUGCCGCCCAUUUUGUGAUUCUAUAUUGGAAAAUUCCAAGCACCAUUACUCAGAAAAAAAAAAAAAAAAAAAGGGUUGUACAAAGGGGCGGAGUCCAUAUUCAUUUGAGUAAA
Molecule: messenger RNA, 3258 nt
Organism: Prunus mume (Japanese apricot)
Lineage: Eukaryota; Viridiplantae; Streptophyta; Magnoliopsida; Rosales; Rosaceae
Biological process (GO): protein phosphorylation; regulation of DNA-templated transcription
Molecular function (GO): ATP binding; protein serine/threonine kinase activity
Source: RefSeq, a predicted model, not a curated record